AAGUGACGCGCGCGCGGUCGCGCCUGUGCAGUGACAGUUUACUUUUUAAUUUAUUUUUUUAGUGCUGUGCUCGGAUACAAUGAGGCUGAUUUUUUGGGUCACAGCCCUAGCUGUGCUCAGCAUAACGCAAGCUAAAAAUGCAACAGCAAAAGCGAAACCGAAACGACAGCUUGAAAGCAUACGAUCACCACACAACCUCCAGUACUCUUUAGUACUCCCACACUCGAGAGUCUCCCAUUUUAGAGCUCUCACCAGUAGCCGAAGGAUAUCCAAUGUCGUUCCCAAAGGGGGCAAACUUCCUCCCUAUGCAGUGCAGAUGGAACCUGUCGUACAAUACUCACAGAAAGACCCCCUUUACGAUCCUAACCUCGACAACCUUGACGAUGCAGUAGUAAAUCAAAACGAAUUAUAUGCGCAACCGAAAAUUCUUAACGUACAGGAUUCAGCUUCUGAAGGCACCUACAAUCCACCAUUCGGAACACUUCCUACCGCUCCGCUGUAUAGCCAAGAGCCACAUCCUCAUUACUAUGAAGCUCCAGAGCCAAUUAUUGAAAUUAUCAUCAAGGAGUCCAAUGAGUCUUUACCUGCUCCACCGCCACAGCCGAUUCAGAAAAAGAAGAAAGAACCUGUUCAAGUGUUUUAUGUGAAAUACAGCAAAGACCCGCACUCCAAGGACAAAGUUGUAUACGAUAAACCAGUCCCGGCUAUCACUCCGCCAUCAAACCAUGAAGAUGAUCAUCAUGAAGAAUAUGUUACUGUCACCCCUGAACCGAUUUAUACUCCAACUCAAACUACUACUUUAAGGGCAAUUAUCAAACCAGAAUCUGAAGUAUAUCACAGUGAUAGCAGUGUUAAAAUAACUUUUGGAAAUGAAGGUCAUCAUCAUCAUCAUAGUGAUAGACGUGAAAGCAACACGGAAGAUCAUGAAGAAACUGCACCUAGACCAGCUAUCGCUUUUCCCAAUCAACCAAAUCAUCUAUCACCAAGGCCACAGCAACAAGAACCUACUCCUAGACAAGUGGCUAAUCAUCAACCUCCCCAAACAUAUAGGCCACCACCACAAAACGCACAAAGCCGAAUCCAAUUCCAGCCUCCUUACUUAGCAAAUGAGCAGCAGCUUCCAAGGCAAGGUCCUUCUGUAGCUCCAUUUAGACCUCAAACAAAUGUUCAACGGCAGAAUCCUUUCGGACCAUCGCCUUCUUUGAGCCCACAUCCAAGCUCACAUCCUCAAUUUUCUAACAAUCUUCCAGGUCCAAUAAAUCAUUUUGGACCAACAGUUUCUGGACCACCCGCUCCAUCGUUCCCCACAUCUUUCCCGAGACCUAAUAGUCCGCCUUCAUUCCACCCUCGUCCUAAUGGCCCUUCAACAUUUGGCCCUCGCCCUCCUCAAUUCGGUGGACCUCCAAGAACUGGUUUUCACACUGGACCCCAACGACCAUUUAACCAGCCACACCCACAACAUAAACCUCCGCAACCAUUCUUUGAUGAGCCCAAAUACUUACAAGAGAAUUAUCAUACCAUAACUACUGACCAAAUUGAACCAGCUAAAGACCAACAGUUGCCGGGCAGAAAUCAACAAAACUUUAAUUUUGUUCCACACCCAAGUCCAAGCCCAACUCCUCAGUUCCAUGACCAUAACCGUCAACCGAUUAUUCCAGUUAAUCAGCAAUUGCCUCAACAACGUCCACCUCAGCAUUUUACAGAAUCACAAAACAAGCCUACAUUUUCUUUAAAUCCCAGUAGACCCCCAUUCUUCAACCUGAAACCAUCGCCACCCCAAAUUGAAAGUAACCGUCAACCUUUUGCUCAGCAACAUCAACCUCAACAUCCACCACAACAUCAACCUCAACACCCUCAACAGCAGCUGUUUAGUUUCCAUCAAGGUCCUCAACCAGUAUCGCGUCCUUCAGUCCAAAUUCCCGCUCAACACAAUAUUCAAAGCCAACAUUCUUUCUCAAACCCUAUUUCUGCCUCGCCCUCUCCAUCCCCAAUUCCUCAGCAUCAAUUCCUCCCUCAACCUUCAUCACCACCACUAUUCAAUUUCCAUCCUCAGCCAUCACCAACUCCUGAACAGCAUUUCCAUCAACCGAGUUUUUCCACUGAAAGACCGCAGUUCCAACAGCAACAUGGACCUUCGGAACGGCCACUUCUGAAUCGCCCAAGUAACUUCCAAGAUCAAUCCAAUCUUCAUCAUCAACAGAAUGUUGGACAAUUCGUUCCGAAUGGAGGUGAAUUAGUAGCUGCUAUACCAAAAUAUGAACAACAUAUCACCGUCAGUGGACCGAAUGCUCAACCCAAUUAUAAUGGCUUUAGUGUGGCUAAUCAGCCUUCUCCUUCCCCGUCUCCGUCUCCGUCUCCAUCUCCUGCCCCUACUGAACAAAGUUUCCAUCAUUUACAACAACAGCAACAGCAGCAACAACAACAACAAUUAUUUGAUGCUGAACAAGAACAAGUUAGGUUACAACUUGCACAAAAUGUUCAGAAACAACAGGAAGAAAUACAACGCCUCCAAGCGCAAUUAUUACAAGCUCAACAGCAACAAAAACAACAACAACAAAACAAGCAAAUUGAACAAGAGUACCGGCAACAGCAACAACAAAAGCAGUAUGAACAAUAUAAGCAACAAGAACAAAAUAAGCAAUAUGAGCAAUAUAAGCAGCAGCAACAAAACAAACAAUAUCAACAAGACUACGACCAGUUAUUAAGGAAUUUUGAUCAGCAACAACAGCAAAUUCAGGCUUCAACUCCAAGAUCAACUUAUUCUCAAUCUCAAGAAAGAUCAAGACCUCAGCAAAACUACGUUUCAAGUACGUCGUCGCCGCCAUAUUAUCAAUCUACGUCCAGAACCGUGGAAAUAAAACCGACUACUCAAAAAUAUGUAUCUUCGACGGCAAACUCGAUCAACACUACCCCAGAAGCAAAGAAAGAGGAAAAGAAGAAAAAGCCCGCAAUUGAACUACCUGAUGAGGUCCCAGAUGAUUUGCGACAGCAAUUACUGUCUUCGGGUAUCCUAGAUAAUGCUGAUAUUAGCGUUCUGGACUACGAUAAAGUAGGAGAUACACCUCUGGAGUCGCUGCCUCCUGACCAGUUAGCUAACUUUUUCAGUGCAGGCGGUGGCCAGCAGAUAGCAUCCAGUGAGCUCAGACCCAUUGUUGUAAAACCCAAUGGCGAUAGUAUAGAAUCUAGGAUAGAUGAAGAUGUGGAGGAAGAUCAAGAAAUUGCAGCAUCUGAAAAUGUAGCUACUUACGUUGCUCCCCCUCCUUCUACCAAUCAAGCCGUUGAAAUGAAAGUGGUUCACUUUGAUCCCAAAACAGCUGAAGGCCAGAAAAUCGCUAAAGAUUAUGUAAAAGAGGAUGCCACCCAGGUGGACCCCGUGGCUUUGAAUGACAAAAAAUACAAUAGAUACUUACCCUUGAAAGUAAGUGGAAAUCAAUUCCCUUUGCCUGAUAUUUUGAAGGGUAGAAAAGUAACGUCAGUUGUUGUGCUAGCACCAGUAGAAACGGAGGCGCUAAAUGGAGAUCACGUAAGGAAGGAGCGAGAGACAUCAAGCUUGAAAGGAAUCAAAUUUGUAGCAGGCGAUAGCUUACAAGAUUUAUUGAAACAACCAACAAAAGAUAACUUUCAAAAAUGGCUAGAUGUUGAAAAGAAGACUGCUUCAGAUUUACAAUCAGUCAUCCUCCUCGUUACUGGGACCGACGAGCCAUCGGAAGAGAGAGAGAUCUUCAUGUACGAUGUUGCUUCGGGAAAUGUCAACAAGCUAAGUGGAGAACUGUCCAACGCAUUCGUCGAAGCUGCCGAAAAUAAUUCACUGAGUAAAAACAUCGAAUCCUUAGCCAUAGAAGGAGAAGGUACCCCAGAAAACUUCAACAAAAACGACGAAACAGAUGAAACUGCUGAAGGAUCAGAAAACGUGCCAUUAUUUUUAGAUUUAUCUGACGUUAGUUUAGAUCAGGGAAAUAGCAAUCAAGUGUCAAUAUCCUCAGGAUAUAGCAAAACUAAACUCGGCAGAUCGUUAAGAAGACAUUCAUAAUUCGUGAAAGCCAUACGGCAAACUCUGUAAAUAGUAUGAUCUAAUUAGAAUAGUACGACUAAAUUAAUGGCGGCGUGAAGUUGUGUAUAGUCUAUUACGAAAGUGAUAAUCAGUUUGUACAAAAUAAAGUACCUUUUUUACAA
This is a messenger RNA of Ostrinia nubilalis (European corn borer), 4173 nucleotides long. RefSeq lists its product as uncharacterized. Lineage: Eukaryota; Metazoa; Arthropoda; Insecta; Lepidoptera; Crambidae. The transcript has 3 exons. Bases 80 to 4030 code for a protein of 1316 amino acids. The record is from RefSeq and is a predicted model, not a curated record.